This is a messenger RNA of Mus caroli (Ryukyu mouse), 1927 nucleotides long. It is a transcript of the gene Riok3, whose product is annotated as RIO kinase 3. The record is from RefSeq and is a predicted model, not a curated record. Gene Ontology annotation, molecular function: protein serine/threonine kinase activity; ATP binding. Gene Ontology annotation, biological process: protein phosphorylation. Lineage: Eukaryota; Metazoa; Chordata; Mammalia; Rodentia; Muridae.
GAAGUGGUCCAGUUCCGGCCGCGGCCGCCGCCGCCGCCGCCGCCAUCUGUCACCUCACCUCCGGCACCGGCAGCGGGUUGCCCGUGCCCCGCCCGUGUCCUCGGCGGAGCCCUUUCUUCCUCUUGUCACCUCUCGACUCCGUUCUCGUCUCUGCCUUCUUCCCGGAAUGGAUCUGGUCGGAGUGUCUUCGCCUGAGCCAGGGCCCGCAGCAGCCUGGGGACCCAGUAAGUGCCCAUGGGCUACCCCUCAAAACACAGUAUCCUGUUCACUGACCGAGGUGAUGAGCGAGGAGCUGGCUAAAGAGCUGCAGUUGGAAGAAGAAGCGGCUGCUUUCCCUGAAGUUGUUGUUGCUGAAGGACCAUUCAUUUCUGGAGAAAACAUUGACACUUCCAGUGACCUAAUGCUGGCUCAGAUGCUACAGAUGGAAUUUGACAGAGAAUAUGAUGCACAGCUUAGGCGUGAAGAAAAGAAGUUCAAUGGUGAUAGCAAAGUUUCCAUUUCGUUUGAAAACUAUCGCAAAGUUCAUCCUUUUGAAGACAGUGACAGCUCUGAAGACGAGGUUGACUGGCAGGACACUCGAGACGAUCCCUACAGACCAGCAAAGCCAAUUCCUACUCCCAAAAAGGGUUUUAUUGGAAAAGGAAAAGACAUCACCACCAAGCAUGAUGAAGUAGUAUGUGGAAGAAAGAACACAGCAAGAAUGGAAAAUUUUGCCCCUGGCUUUCAGGUAGGGGAUGGAAUUGGAAUGGAUUUGAAACUAUCCAACCACGUUUUUAAUGCCUUAAAACAACACGCCUACUCAGAAGAGCGUCGGAGUGCCCGUCUCCACGAGAAGAAGGAACAUUCUACCGCUGAAAAGGCAGUUGAUCCUAAGACACGCUUACUUAUGUAUAAAAUGGUCAACUCUGGAACCCUGGAGACAAUCACUGGCUGUAUUAGUACAGGAAAGGAAUCUGUUGUCUUUCAUGCAUAUGGAGGGAGCCUGGAGGAGGAAAAGGAAGAUGGUAAAGCUAUACCAACAGAAUGUGCCAUCAAGGUAUUUAAAACAACCCUUAAUGAGUUUAAGAAUCGUGACAAGUACAUUAAAGAUGAUUUCAGGUUUAAAGAUCGCUUCAGUAAACUAAAUCCACGUAAGAUCAUCCGCAUGUGGGCAGAGAAAGAAAUGCACAACCUUACAAGAAUGCAGAAGGCUGGAAUUCCUUGUCCAACAGUUGUACUGCUGAAGAAGCACAUUUUAGUUAUGUCUUUCAUUGGCCAUGAUCAAGUUCCAGCCCCUAAGUUAAAAGAAGUAAAGCUUAGUAAUGAAGAAAUGAAAGAUGCCUACUAUCAGACUCUUAAUUUGAUGCAGCAAUUGUAUAACGAAUGUACCCUUGUGCAUGCUGACCUCAGCGAGUAUAACAUGUUGUGGCAUGCUGGGAAGGUCUGGUUGAUUGACGUCAGUCAGUCUGUAGAGCCAACCCAUCCUCAUGGCCUGGAGUUCUUAUUCCGUGACUGUAGGAAUGUUUCACAGUUCUUCCAGAAAGGAGGAGUAACGGAAGCCCUUAAUGAGCGGGAGCUGUUCAAUGUUGUUUCUGGCCUGAACAUCUCGGCAGACAAUGAAGCGGAUUUCUUAGCUGAGAUAGAAGCUUUGGAGAAGAUGAAUGAAGAUCACGUUCAGAAGAAUGGGAGGAAAGCAGCCUCGUUUCUGAAAGAUGAUGGAAGCCCACCUGUGCUGUCUGCGGACUAGUACAGUGGUGACGGAUGGCAGCUGCCAUAGCCAACGAGUGUAGGUGACCUGACAUACCAAAGCAGGAGUGGACAGUGCUGCUUCUGGGCUUCUCACUUGUGACCCACGUGCCAGAUGUGCAAUUUUUAACUCGGCAUUGGAAGAAUAAAAUGUCACUACCUCUCAUCUUACAAAAAGGAUAAUAUAAUUCUUUAACAGGUA